This is a messenger RNA of Orbicella faveolata, 3673 nucleotides long. Its product is annotated as MMS19 nucleotide excision repair protein homolog. Gene Ontology annotation, cellular component: cytosolic [4Fe-4S] assembly targeting complex. The record is from RefSeq and is a predicted model, not a curated record. NCBI's taxonomy places the organism in Eukaryota, Metazoa, Cnidaria, Anthozoa, Scleractinia, Merulinidae.
AGAAUUCACGUCGAGGUUGAGGGAUGAAUAGAUAAUAUGUUUUGGUUUAUUCUCUAAACCGUGGAAUGGAGUUACAUGUUAUCAUGCAUAACAAUUAGGUCCAUUUCCCUGUGAGAGGCUGGUUAAAAGACGUGCUAGGUAAUUUUGAAAGGAACCCUAAAAGGCUACCGGAAUUCCAUUUCAAUAUAGUCUAGCUCGAACUUCACUUUCAUCCCUAAAAGUUGCUCAGAUAACUGAUGUUUUCAAUGUUUAGAUUAAGGGUAGAUUUCGGAUUUUCUUUUCUCUUCUAACAAAUCGACCAAACCACGAACCCUGGGUAUUUACAACUUAACUAUAAAUCCCUCAGAUUUUGGUUGGAAAGCGGGCAUUUAUCGUGCGUGUAUCCCAGUUGAAGAUUUCGGAAAAACACCCGAGCAAUUCAAAAAGCACAAAAGUUCUGUCCGUUCUGUGCUGAUGUCCAUGGGGCAAAAUUACAUCAGUCCGUGAAAAGAUAGUUCCAGUAGGUUCCUCAUAACUUGAACACGUAAUGCAAAGGCAAGAAUGUCUUUGCAUCGUUCUCCUCAGUUCAAAUAUGAAGUAUUUCAUAUAUUCACUUGCAUUUUAAGAUCGCGCUUAGCCUAGGAAGACAGACGUAUUUCCGGCUGUUGCUUGGUUCCGCCGAUGGAACCAUGCGACAGCCGGAAAUACGUCUGCGUUCGCAGGCUGUAUCACGCUCAGCUCCUGUGAGUUAUCGAGAGUGGCAUAAGCAAAAAAUACACAGGAAAAACAAAAUGAAAGUCUAAAAUCUAAAACAAAAAGACAAAACAAACAACUCCAAACGGAAAAUAUUGGGUGUUAAUUAAUUUUAACCAGUACUCUUAGAGCUUACUAUGUUCCCGCAAACCUUAUCGGAAAACCAUAACACUGUACUCCUCGCCCGGAUUACGAUCGAGCCACCCCACAAUUAAGCCACGCUAAAAGUCAGGCAACAAAUAGGACCAACAGAUAUAAUAUCAAAUUUGACUGUAGGGCAGAUUCAACAGUGAUGGGGAAGCUUUCGUGUACCAUGAUAAGGAAGAGUGGAUUUAUGGGCUCUCAAAGGAUACUGAAUUUAGUUCUAGUUGUCGAAAUUUUUGAUUGUUCAAGGGUUAAUAUUCUGUACAAGAGUCAAGGAAAUUCAAACAAAAUUACCCUUCAGUUCUAGUCAUCAAAAUGUUCGAGUUAUUAGAGGUUCGAGUUAUCGGGCUUCGCCACCUGUUUUUAUAUGCGUUGCGUACCUACCUACAAGGUAGUAUUUUCGCCCCAGUCACCUCGCAUUUGGGCACAUGGCCACAUUUUCAAAAUGGCGGCCGGCGGAGGGAAAGAAGGUUUAGAAGAAAGCAAUGAACAACAGCUUUCUCGGAUCGUUAAAGACGUACGCUCUGGAAGCCUUGAUCUGGUUACAUUUGUGGAAGAGCUGGGGCCGCAGCUGACAAGCAGUGAUGUAGAUAAGAGAUGUCACGGGGUCUGCUUAUUGUCUGAUGUCUUGCAUCGUUUGGUUGGGGUUCCAUUCCAGGAAAAGGAAGUGACUUUGUUUUGUGAAUUUCUGUGUGACAGACUCAAGGAUCAUUACACCAUUAUUCCUCAUGCUUUGUUUGGUAUUCUUGCUUUGGUGACAAAUCAAAAUGUCCAAGACACAGACUGUGUGAAACUUAUUCAGACUGUAUUCAAGGAAGUUCAUGCGCAGGUAAUCUUUGCAAAGGCCUACAUGUACAUGUAUGCUUUACCAGCAGAUGAUCCAUAUGGAAUCAAGAAAGAUGAUCUGGUGUCAAGUUUGCGGAAGUGUCUUGCUGCUACAAACCAGUUUGCUCCUCCAGCAGAUGAUCCAUAUGGAAUCAGGAAAGAUGAUCUGGUGUCAAGUUUGCGGAAGUGUCUUGCCGCUACAAACCAGUUUGCUCCUUUCUGUCUUCCACUUUUGAUGGAAAAGCUGUCAUCAGAUAUUGUCGAUGCCAAAAUUGAUUCCCUUUUGACCCUUGCAGCCUGCUUGGAUGUGUAUGAUAGCAGAUUUUUAUUUGAAUAUUUAGAGCCUCUUUGGACAGCUAUUAAGAGUGCAGUUUUUCAUCCUGUGAAUUCUGUGCUAGAGGAAGCCUGUCUCACUGCAGUGACAAGCAUUGUAAGAAAUCUCUGUGGGUCUACCAAGGAAACUACUAAGGAGAAAUAUGACGACUUUCUACAAUUCAUUGAGAGAGAUAGCCCAGUAUUGAAGUACAAGGAGACCCUUUCUACUGCUUUAUUUUCAUUCUUAUCCCAUGUUAACUUGUCUUUGUGUGCCACAGCAGUGGAAUGUUUUAUGGUCCUUGUUGAAUUAAAAGGACUGUUGACUGAAAAGGAGUCAUCAGAGAAUGUUUGUGAUGAUUUGCAGACCCAAAUCAAGAGUGUUUUUCAGUGUAUUCUGAAUAUUGUUCAAGGAUCACUUCAAAAAGGAUUUACAUCAGCUGCAUACUUCAAACAAUCUCUUAUUCCUGACAUCAUGAGGAUUGUACUGAAAUCCACCUUAAAGGAUUCAAAGGAAAUACUUAGUGGAAUCAAGUCCAAGGAUGUUUUGGACAAAAUUAGUGCCAUCUUCAGGACUGUCACAAGUAAUUUAGAUAUCAAAGAAGCACAUGACCUUCUGGAAGAUUUUGCUGGAAUUUAUUUAGACGAAAAGUCUCCCUAUCGGAAAGCAAUAAUGGAUAGAACAUUUUCACCAUUCGAGAGUACAUCACCAUGGCAACAAACUCAGCUGGUAUCAUUGUUAACAGCCACCUUAUGCUCUGCAAGACGAGAGGUUGUUAUUCCAAGGUAUUCAGAUCUAGUCCCCAGGCUCCAGUAUUUAGCAUGUCACUGUGGUCAUGACAGAAGUGCAGAGAGUGGGGCCCAGUGUCUGGCUGGGAUAAUUAACAAGUUGCCUGAAGGUGAUGAGUUAACUUCACUGGUAAACGACUUGAUGAGCAAAAUAUGGCAAGUCAGUGGCAAAGAGGACUCACUAAAACGAGCCACAGUAACUUGGCUUUGGUUGACUAAAGCAGUAGUGAUCCGCUCUCACGCAUUAGCACCUAAAUUUAUUGAAAAGGUUUUUAGUUUGCUGGUUGAUAAAUAUGUUGGCCGUGUCGCAGCAGAUGGUUUCUAUAUCAUCAUGGCGGAUUAUGAAGAAGUCAUGAGUGUUAAAAUGCAUGUUAAUUACAGGAUGAUGUACCGUCAGCGGCUUUUCAUGGAAACUGCUCCCAAGUUAAUACAAGGAUUUCACUCUGCAGAGCCAGUCGUUAAGCAUCAUUACCUUUGUGCGCUGUCUCAUCUCCUGCAGUGGAUCCCAAAACAGGUUCUACUCACCGAGCUGCCAAAUUUGAUGCCGCUAUUGGUUCAAUCUUUGUCCUGUGAGGAACAGAGUUUGAGGCUGUCCACAUUACAGACCUUGUAUUCACUAGUGCUGGAUGCUCCUGAGAUUAUUACACGUCACGUGACUUCAUUAGUUCCCAUGCUCCUGGGAUUGUCAAAGUUUCAGCUAUCAAUGAAAAUUCGAAUGGAAGCUCUCAAGUGUUUGGGAGCAAUGACAACUUUACCUCACCAUGCGGUGUACCCUUACAAAACCAAAGUAUGUAGAGCGUUAGCUGACUCAGUCGAUGAUAAAAAGAGAUUAGUCCGAAAAGAAGCAGUGAAAUGCAGAAACGAAUGGUAA